CCAUCCAGUGACACUAAACGAUGUAAUUCAUUUCUAAAUGCUGUUUACGAUGGUAGAUCAGGUUGAUUGGGUGAAAAUACAUCAAGACACAAUAUUUGUAAACAUUCUAUCACGACUUCUGAGAAUAUUUAGUGGUCUUGGGAUAGCUUGUAUAUUCUUCGCAAUUUUCUAUCACUUCUAUGGCUCAUAUUCUCCGCUGUUCAUACAACAUUUUCUCCUGUUUGGAAAGUCGAACCCUCAGUAUUGUGAAUAUUUAAAGUAUUCAAGAGUUCCUAAAAGAUGGUUUAAAUAUUUUUACAUGAUUGGUAUAUUCUCUACAUUAUGUAUCCUACUGGUUGAAUUAUUUAUGCUAUCUUCAGUACUAAACAAAACCAUAAUUUCUGUUUUAAUCAUAUAUCUGGUACAUGUUUCACGUCGACUGUAUGAGUGUGCAUACGUUUCCGUAUUCAGUAAUUCUCAAAUGAGUUUCAUGCACUUUUUGAUGGGUAUUGGAUUCUAUAUUGUCGCUCCUAGUUCAAUUUUGCUUUCUCAAAGUAAUGCAGCUGAACGAUCAUAUUUGACUAUUGGCUUAUUUAGUGUACACAUGUUAAUACUCCAGUAUUUGCAAGAUUUGGUUUUCCGACAGUUAGCUGCCUUACGUUCAGGGAAAAAUAAAAACACAGACAAGUUAUCGGAGAAAAAGUAUUAUCCACCCGAUGGGAGCAUGUUUUAUUGGGUAUCGUGCCCGCACUACAUACUUGAAAUAUCAAUCUACUUAUCAUGUCAGUUAUUUAUUACACCUAAAUGGAUACCAUUUUCGCAUAUAUUAUUUUUCACAAUAUGCAAUCAAUUAUGCUGUAUAUGGCUAAAUCAUAAUUGGUAUAAAAAUAAUUUCCCUGAGUGGGCAUCUAAACGUGCUAUGCUGAUUCCUUAUGUAUGGUGAAUAUAAAAAUGUAUGUUCACUUCUCUCUCCUAAACAUAAACAUCUUGAUGUAAAAUAUUUUUUAGUGUUAGACUAUUCAUUUUAUUCAACUGACUACGCAUUAUCUAAUAUUUUUUAUGUGAUUGUUUUCCUAAGAUGCUCCGUUUUGUGAUAUUUUUCUUUUCUAUUCGAAAAGUUAUUGUAAUGUAAGUACAUUCUUCCUUAAGAGCUGUUUUGAAUUAAGGAGAACCUAUCAAAAGAAAAGCUAUUAAUUAUUGAGUA
This is a messenger RNA of Schistosoma intercalatum, 1183 nucleotides long. The record is from the annotation of a GenBank genome assembly. Lineage: Eukaryota; Metazoa; Platyhelminthes; Trematoda; Strigeidida; Schistosomatidae.